AUGCAGGUCUGGCAGCCCCUGAACCUCUCCACCGAGUGUCCGCCACAUAUUUCAGGAUGCUUUGAUUUUGCUCCAAUUUUCUUCAGUCUAUUGGUGCAGUUAUAUGGUGGUUCCGUAGACCAGAAGAAGCAGGAGAUGUGCGAUAGAGAAACCAAACCUGAAGCGAGGGAUGGGAAGGAGUAUGACUUCAUAGUAGUGGGUGCGGGAGCGGCGGGCUGCGUCCUUGCUAACAGACUCACUGAGAACUACAAGUGGAAGGUGCUGUUAUUAGAAGCGGGUCCCGAGGAGCCCGACAUCACGCGAGUCCCAAGCCUGGCCAGUACUGCGAUGAACUCCAACAUACUCUGGCAGUACAGCACGGAGCCUAACGGGAAGAGCUGCCUCGCAUUCCCUGGAGGGAGAUGCGAGUGGCCUCGCGGCAAAACAAUGGGUGGGUCGACCUCUGUGAAUGCGAUGGGGUACAUAAGGGGCAACAGAGUCGACUACGAUAUGUGGGCUCGUUUGGGAAACAGAGGGUGGAGUUAUGAAGAAGUGCUGCCAUUCUUCAUAAAAUCUGAAACGAACAUGAAUAAAUACGCAGUCGAUAGUGACUACCACGGGGCUAGAGGAGAACAGUACGUGUCGUGGUUACCUUACGUAGACGAUGCCUCGAGCAUGAUGCUCCAAGCCUAUAAUGAAAGAGGAAUACCUUUCCUUGACUACAAUGGAGCAGAACAGUUCGGCACCAUGCAAAUGCAAUCAUUCACCCUCGAUGGUGAACGUGUGUCUACCAAUGCCGCUUUUAUACAACCUAUCCGAUAUAUAAGGCCGAAUAUCGUUGUUGAAACGAACUCAGAAGCUAUAAAGAUACUUAUAGAUGAUCUUAAAAAUGCGUAUGGAAUCGUGUACUUCAAAGGUGGCAAGGAGUACACGGCGUAUGCCAAGAAAGAGGUCAUUAUUUGCGGUGGAACAAUAAACUCACCAAAAUUAUUAAUGCUAUCAGGAAUAGGGCCGAAAGAACACUUACAAAGUUUGAAUAUCCCUGUAAUACAAGAUUUAGCAGUCGGAGAGAAUUUACAUGAUCAUGUUUCUUUUGAUGGCCUAGUAAUCGCUUUACCAAAUGAAACGGCGACAGUAGUAAGUCAACAAGAGAUAUUGAGGGCCGUCAAGGAACACGCCGAAAUGAAAAUCAAAAGAGGUCCAUUGUCGGGUUUUGGCCCAAUACUGUCGUCAUCAUUUCUGAAAACCGAGCCAUAUUUAACUGCGCCUGAUAUACAAUAUCAAACAAGACCCGUACAAAACUUGAGAGAAUUCCUUAGAGAUCCAGUAGGAGCAUCAAUUAAGUCUUCAUUUACGCCGGCUCAAUACUAUGACGCUAUGAUACCGAGACCUAUGAAUUUAGUGCCAAAAAGUAGGGGCAAACUACUGUUGAAUAAAACUAAUCCAUACGGCCCUCCAUUAUUAUACGCUAAUUACUUAGGUGAUGACAGGGACUUAAUACCUCUGAUGAAGGCCAUCCGAUUUUUGUUAUCUCUGGAAAAUACAGCAGCUUUUCGAUCGCGGGGAGCAUAUUACGUUCGGGAGAAAAUGCCACAUUGCCAACAAUAUGUUUGGGGUACGGAUGAAUACUUCAUAUGCGUAAUAAACCAUUAUACUUCUACUACACAUCAUCAGGUUGGAACGUGCAAGAUGGGUCCGAGUUGGGACAAGAAGGCGGUCGUGGACAGCGAGCUGCGCGUGUACGGCGUGGACCGGCUGAGAGUGAUCGACGCGUCGAUAAUGCCUGUCGUCAUGCGCGGGAACACGCAAGCUCCAACUACUAUGAUCGGGGAAAGGGGCGUUGAUUUUGUUAUCAAAUAUUGGCAAAAUCUUACCAAAAACUACUGUUUCUGAUUUUCUUAAAAAUGACUAGACAUGUAGAUAUAUAUUAUUGCAACAAGAAUUUAUUUCCGCAAAAUAAAACAGUUUCAUUG
Messenger RNA from Maniola jurtina (meadow brown), 1952 nucleotides. Its product is annotated as glucose dehydrogenase [FAD, quinone]-like. Gene Ontology annotation, molecular function: flavin adenine dinucleotide binding; oxidoreductase activity, acting on CH-OH group of donors. The record is from RefSeq and is a predicted model, not a curated record. The coding region runs from base 1 to 1872 and encodes 623 amino acids. The transcript has 4 exons. NCBI's taxonomy places the organism in Eukaryota, Metazoa, Arthropoda, Insecta, Lepidoptera, Nymphalidae.